Paramecium primaurelia is the source of this 949-nucleotide messenger RNA. NCBI's taxonomy places the organism in Eukaryota, Ciliophora, Oligohymenophorea, Peniculida, Parameciidae. The record is from the annotation of a GenBank genome assembly.
AUGAAUUAAGUACAACUAAUAUAGAAUUUUAAUGUAUAAAUGAAGUAUAGGAUGUAUGUAAAAUAUUUCAUAAUAAUAUAGUUUAUAGUUUUGUAUUUUAAAAAACACCUUAAAAGAUAAUACCAACAAUAGAAAAUAGUUAGUAAUUAAAGUCUAUAACAAAUAUUUAAGAAUAAUUAAUAAACAAUUAAACAAAUAAUAAUGCUGACGUAAUCUAUAUAGGACUUUAUAAUAAUUAAUCAAAAACAAUAGAUUUAUAAUUUAAAAUAGUUACUUAUAAUGAUGAUAAUAAUGAAUCUAUGUUUGAACGUAAUAAAAUAAUUAUUAUAAUAACUGCUUGUGUAAUUGCAACUUUAUUAUUAUUUGCUAUUGGUAUAUCUGCAUUAAGAACUAGAAAAUAAAAAUAAAUUAGAAAAUAAGUAUAAGAAGAUAUACGUAGAAAUUUAAAUAAUGAUUAAUAAUAAACUAAUAGAGUAUUUGAUCCAGCUAUAUAUAAAGGUAAUAUUAAUAUAAUUAAUAAGGUUUCUAAAUUAGAUUUAUUAAAGAUCAUUUUAAAGCUCAUUAUUAUGAUAAAUUUAUAUCAAUAUAUCCUGGAUUAUCAUAAUUUUAAGAAUGUGCUGUAUGUUUAGAAUAAAUGAAUAAAGGAAAUAAUAAAUUAUAAAGAAUUUGUUCUGUAACACCUUGUUUUCAUAUAUUUCAUUAUAUAUGUCUUUAAGAAUGGUUAUUAAGAUAAAAAAAUUGUCCAUUUUGUAGAACUGAAUAUACUAGAAAAAAGAUUAUUUAAGAUUUUCCAUGGUUAGAUAUUGGAAAUUUAUAAAUCAAAAAUACUGAUUCUAAUUAUCUAUCUAGAAUCAAAAAUUAAAUUGAAAGUGUUAAUGAAAGUCGUAUAGAAUUAAAUAAUCAUUAAUAAAUACAAUAAACACAAUAAUUAGAAGAAAUUAAAGAUUGA